UCUCCCCCUCCCCCUCCCCCUCUUUUUCUUUCUCUAUUUUCCACCAUAAUUUUCUAUUUUCUCCAAAUAAAGAAGAAGAAGAAUAAGAAACAAAGCAAUGGUGAAGUUCUCAAAGGAGCUUGAAGCUCAAUUAAUCCCAGAAUGGAAAGACGCCUUUGUAAACUAUUGGCAACUCAAGAAACACGUAAAGAAGAUCAAGCUCUCCGGGAACAAUAAAAAACCUCCCUCAUCGCAUGACCUUAACCCUGAAAUGUUCGGUCGGUCCAUUUUCGACCCGAUUCGUUUCGUCGCCAUGAAAGUAGCUUCGUGUUCAUCAAAGCUAUUACUCGGAUCCUCCAGUAACAACACUAAUGAGAUCAUCCAGGUAAAGAGUAAAAGCAUGGAUUCUGAUGAAGAAGAAGUGCUCUAUCAAACUGAAAUCGUUCAAUUGUUUUCUGAAGAAGACGAGGUGAGGGUGUUUUUUGAAAGAUUAGAUGGAGAGUUAAACAAGGUGAACCAGUUUUACAAGAUGAAAGAGAGUGAGUUCCUUGAGAGAGGAGAGAUUCUGAACAAGCAACUUCAGAUACUGUUGGACCUUAAGCAGAUCGUCACCGACUGCCAACGACGUCGGAAGCCGGUCGCCGGGGCUUUCCUUCAACGUUCAUCGAACUCGUUUUGUUCUUCUCGCAACUCCGAUUCUUUCUCAGAGAGCGCGGCGGUAUUGAAUGAUAGUUCCACGGAGAUCUCACAAACAGACGAGGUGAUCGCAGCAUUAGAAAGGAAUGGUGUGAAUUUCAUGAAUUCAGCAAGCUGCAAGGCCAUGAUGACGAAGAAAGGGAAGCCGAAGAUGGCUAUGAGGAUCGACAUCCCGGCUACAACGCCGGCUCGAACCAUCUCCGCCGUCACAUCGAUGAUCUGGGAAGAUCUGGUCAACCAUCCCAAGAAAGAAGGUAACGGGGAUUUCAUCAACAAGAAGAAGAUCCAAUGUGCUGAAAAGAUGAUCAGGAGUGCAUUUGUCGAACUCUACAGAGGUCUUGGCCUGCUCAAAACUUACAGCUCACUAAAUAUGGUGGCCUUCACAAAAAUACUCAAGAAGUUUGACAAGGUAUCAAACCAACAGGCAUCAGCAAGUUAUUUGAAAGCAGUGAAGCGAUCCCAUUUCAUUAGCUCUGAUAAGGUGGUAAGACUAAUGGAUGAAGUGGAGUCCAUUUUCACAAACCACUUCGCCAACAAUGACAGGAAAAAGGCAAUGAAGUUCUUGAGACCGCAGGAGCAGAAGAACUCUCACAUGGUCACCUUUUUUGUUGGAUUGUUUACAGGUUCUUUUGUAUCAUUGUUUAGUGUAUAUGUAAUAUUGGCACACUUGUCUGGUAUAUUCUCACCUAGCACAGAAACAGCUUACAUGGAGACUGUCUACCCUGUUUUCAGUGUAUUUGCAUUGUUAAGUUUGCACUUGUUUUUGUAUGGGUGCAACUUGUUCAUGUGGAAAGCUACGAGAAUAAACUACAACUUCAUCUUUGAGUUUGCAUCAAGCACAGCCCUGAAGUAUAGAGAUGCAUUCCUUAUUUGUACCACUUUCAUGACGUCUGUGGUUGGGGCCAUGGUCAUCCACCUGUUAUUAAGGGCUGGGGGAUUUUCACCUUCUCACGUUGACACUAUUCCUGGAAUCCUCCUUCUGAUAUUCAUUGGCUUGCUGGUAUGCCCAUUCGACAUUGUCUAUCGGCCGACUCGAUACUGUUUCCUUCGAAUAAUACGUAACAUAAUAUGCUCUCCAUUGUAUAAGGUUUUGAUGGUUGAUUUUUUCAUGGCUGACCAACUCACUAGUCAGAUUCCAUUGCUAAGACACUUGGAAUCAACAGCCUGCUACUUUCUUGCUGGAAGUUUCAAAACACAUGAAUAUGCAACAUGCAAAAAUGGAAAAAUGUAUAGACAGCUUGCUUAUGUAAUCUCAUUUUUGCCAUAUUAUUGGCGAGCCAUGCAGUGUGCAAGAAGAUGGUUUGAUGAAUAUGACCUGAACCACUUGGCUAACAUGGGGAAGUACGUUUCUGCCAUGGUAGCAGCUGGUGCUAGGCUCACAUAUGCUACACAGAGUAACAAUCUAUGGUUUUCUGUAGUGUUGGUCACUUCAGUUGUGGCUACAGUUUACCAAUUAUAUUGGGAUUUCGCCAAGGAUUGGGGGCUUCUUAAUCCAAAUUCCAGAAAUCCAUGGCUUAGAGAUGAUCUAAUUCUAAAGAACAAGAGCAUUUACUACCUCUCGAUUGCCUUGAAUGUAGUUCUAAGAGUUGCCUGGGUAGAGAGCAUCAUGCGGUUUCGGUUCAAUCCGGUUCAGACACAUUUGCUAGACUUCUUCUUGGCUUCCCUGGAGGUUAUCCGACGAGGGCAUUGGAAUUUUUACAGGUUAGAGAAUGAACAUCUAAACAAUGUUGGCAAGUUCAGGGCGGUAAAGACGGUUCCAUUACCAUUCCGUGAGACUGAUUCUGACGGCUAAAAAGGAUUGUUAAAAUCCGGGGACGAAGUCCCUAACCAAGUUAACGUAAAGGACAAUCCCAGGAUCAACAUUUUAUCUUGGGUUUGUUGGUAUCUGAAUAAAUCCAAAUUGUAAAGCUCUGCAAGUGCAAGAACAAGUACCGGCAUCGAAACGACAAUAUUCUGACGUGGAUUUGCGGGUAUCUGAAUCAAUCUGAUGUCUUUAGUCAAUACUCAAAGGCAUUCUUUUUCCUUUUUGAAGCUGGAAAUGUAUAUUUCAUUGUCUGUAUAAUGAUGGGAACGAUUGAUCAUCAAGCACAAUAAACUUUCUAAUUGAUCUAGUUUGUA
Hibiscus syriacus is the source of this 2793-nucleotide messenger RNA. Its product is annotated as phosphate transporter PHO1-like. Lineage: Eukaryota; Viridiplantae; Streptophyta; Magnoliopsida; Malvales; Malvaceae. Gene Ontology annotation, molecular function: inositol hexakisphosphate binding. The record is from RefSeq and is a predicted model, not a curated record. Gene Ontology annotation, cellular component: trans-Golgi network; cytoplasm; Golgi apparatus. Gene Ontology annotation, biological process: cellular response to phosphate starvation; phosphate ion transport. The transcript has 15 exons. The coding region runs from base 98 to 2467 and encodes 789 amino acids.